This is a messenger RNA of Coregonus sp. 'balchen', 326 nucleotides long. NCBI's taxonomy places the organism in Eukaryota, Metazoa, Chordata, Actinopteri, Salmoniformes, Salmonidae. The record is from the annotation of a GenBank genome assembly.
CUGAACGGUGGCAGGCAGGUCCAAGGAGUCCUGCGAGGGUUUGACCCCUUCAUGAACUUGGUGAUGGAUGACUGCUUGGAGAUGGCCCCAGGGGGGCUACAGAACACGAUAGGCAUGGUGGUCAGUAUCUACAGCAUUGUUAACUACAUCCACACUACCUCUGGGGACAGACACAUUUAGCUUUUAUUCAUCAAUGUCACCACAUACCUUUUUUUUUUUUUUUUGCACGUAAAUCAAUGAAUUAUGCUAUUUCUUUUUAUUUUAACUAUCUGUAGGUAAUCCGAGGAAACAGUAUCAUCAUGUUGGAGGCACUUGAGAGAGUAUGA